AUGGUUACCGAGAUACGUUCGGAGCUUAGAUCUAUGAAAGCUAGAAAUGAUGAGCUAAUGACCUCCGUUCAAUUCUGCAGCGAUCAAAUAUCCGAUUUUGAAAAACUUAUUCAAAGAAAAGUGCAUGUGGGAUUAUAUUUUGUUAUUGGUAUUCAAUUACAUUGUUUCCAUAUUUUAACACAUUUGAAGGAAUCGUCAUCUAUCUUGAUAUCGGAAUCAAUUUAUGCCGCAGUUUGCGGCAUAAAUAUUUAUUACAAUUACAUAAUAACCUUUUUAAUCGAAAAACGUUCCUUAAAUUUAUUCGAAGAACUCCAGGAUUUUACGAAAUUCGGGGAACCACCGAUCGCUAAGAAACACAUGGGUAUCGUCGACAUUUUAAACAUUUUAAUAUGGAUUACUGAUAAAAUUGCGUUAUAUUGUACCGGAUAUCCGGUCCAAGUAAAAUAUUAUUUGUAUUCGGUCGAAGAAGGAUUUCUUCAUUAUUUACACGUAGGGAUUGCUUGGUAUGUUAUUACUUACUUAUUGGAGGUCGGAGCCUUAUCCGGGGCUGCUUGUUUUACUGCCUUUGAGUUGGUAAUUGUUAGGUUAGAACAUCUUAAAGAGAAAAUUGGAGAAAUUUUUGAGGUCGUUGCAGAAAAAGAAAGAAAAGCUCGACUUAGAAAUUGUAUUCGUUAUUAUAUUUACAUCGCACGAUUAGUUGAUCGAAUAAAUAUAUGUUACAACAAAUUUCUUGCUCCUUGCCAGGUCGCUUACAGCGUCAUCAUUGGAGUGUGCUUUUUGUCAAUUCUUAACAAUUGCGAAGUUAAACCAAUUAUGAAUGUGGUGGGUUGGAUUAUGGCGAUUUUUUUGAAUUGUCUUUGUGGUGAAAGAAUGAUAUUUAAAAGUGUUGAAAUCGCCACAGCUUUAUACGAUACGAAAUGGUACAAAGGGAGCCCUUCGAUUCGUAAGGAUAUCGCUUUUAUGAUGAUGCGCACGCAAAAACCGUUGUAUUUAAGAACUGGGCCGUACGGAAUUUUUUCGCUGCUUACUUUCAAAUCGAUUAUGAAAGGUGGUUACACUUAUGCCACAAUGAGAAAUCACUCGAAUUCAUAAAAAAUAGAUACAGGCGAAGACACUGAUGCUUUUCAUAUUAGUCAUAUACAGACUAAUAUAUAUGUCCCACGA
Molecule: messenger RNA, 1164 nt
Organism: Onthophagus taurus
Lineage: Eukaryota; Metazoa; Arthropoda; Insecta; Coleoptera; Scarabaeidae
Source: RefSeq, a predicted model, not a curated record